CUCGAAUUAUUCCAACAGUUUCGUCGAACGGGACUCACCUUUGCACAAACACGAAGAGAACGAAAAACAUGUCCGAUUGCGUUUCCGGCUCGGAGCGUGUUCAGGAUGACUUCAACCCAAGAAACAAGAUGCUUUUCCCAAGGCCACGCCCGCUUGGCAUGGAAACCACGAGGUGAUGCCAAAAGUCCACUCAACGUUCAACCACAUGCCGAGUCUCCGAUGCGCCAGCUUCCUCUGAACAUGGAAGGAAAGAUGACAAGGGUGUCGUUCCUGCCCCCAGACCACAGUGGGCAUCUUCAACUCGAGGGUCACGGCUCAUCAAUGGGCUCUCAGGGACCAUUCUUACCGCCUCGCUUCGUCUUGCGCCGAAACGCGAUACGAGCGUUUCGAUAUUACAUCAUGGCCGCUCCUACAAAACAGAAUACAGUCAUCGAUGUUUAA
Molecule: messenger RNA, 441 nt
Organism: Colletotrichum destructivum
Lineage: Eukaryota; Fungi; Ascomycota; Sordariomycetes; Glomerellales; Glomerellaceae
Exons: 1
Coding region: 106-441 (111 amino acids)
Source: RefSeq, a predicted model, not a curated record